Molecule: messenger RNA, 3201 nt
Organism: Drosophila kikkawai
Lineage: Eukaryota; Metazoa; Arthropoda; Insecta; Diptera; Drosophilidae
Gene: Lgr1
Product: Leucine-rich repeat-containing G protein-coupled receptor 1
Biological process (GO): activation of adenylate cyclase activity; adenylate cyclase-activating G protein-coupled receptor signaling pathway; hormone-mediated signaling pathway
Cellular component (GO): plasma membrane
Molecular function (GO): G protein-coupled peptide receptor activity; protein-hormone receptor activity
Source: RefSeq, a predicted model, not a curated record
UCGGUCGUCGUCGCGCUCGGCAGGCAGUUCGUUUGCUCGUUUCUGACAAUAGAGUUCCUACAGUUCGGUGGUCGAGUGGCUUCCGCUUGGGUGUUAAUCCCUAACUGGUCCUCGGCGCAACAACGCAACAAGUAAAGACGUCGUAAAAAAAAAAUAAACUCAAUUCCGGCUUCUCCUCCUCCUCGGCGUUCAAGAUGAGCAAUUGAAACGAAACCAAUUAGAAGUGAUACUUCAUAGAGGCAAAGCAGACGGAUAUCUCUGAGCAAAUGGGCCGCCCAUUAUGUGCUUAGGAUCGUUGGACGGAAAGUGCUGCUGACAGAGUUCAAUGGGUAGAAGACAAACAAACUGGGUCCGGAGGAAGGGCCGUGGGCAGCCAAAGACAGCCCUAACGUGCUUGUCAAUCGGCUUUCUAUUCCGUUUUCUCUUUGUCUACCACUUGUUGCUCGCCCCGCUUUGUGGCCCGCAUUGCGUAUACGCCAUGCUGGCUGCCGAGGGGCCCAGCGACGGAAGUAACUGUCACGACAUCCACCACGGCUUCGAUGUACCCAGCAGUCUCAAUGCAGUGACAGAGGCUCAGGGAGGAGACGCACCUAUGGCCGUGACAUUGACGCCUGCCCCCUCCGGCUGGAAGUGCUGCUGCUGGAAAGCACCCAAUCAAGGCGAGGAGGUCGAGUGUCGUUGCGAGGGCGAUGCGCUCACCCGAGUGCCACAAACGCUGCAGUUGCCCAUCCAGAGAUUGACCAUUGCGUCGGCGGGACUGCCUCGCCUUCGCUUCACAGGAUUGAAGGUCUAUGGGCCCACAUUGCUGGAUGUGGCCUUCACCGACUGUCUGAAGCUCGAACUGAUACAGGACGGCGCUUUUGCUAAUUUAACGCUGCUGCGCACAAUCUACAUCAGCAAUGCACCCAAGCUGACCUUUCUGUCGAAGGACGUCUUUGCCGGCAUUUCGGAAACCGUGGAAAUAAUACGCAUCAUAAACAGCGGACUAACCAGUGUCCCGGACCUGGGCCACCUGCCGCCGCAUAAUAUUCUGCAAAUGAUAGAUCUCGAUAAUAAUCAAAUCACUCGAAUAGAUACUAAAUCCAUAAACGUAAAGACUGCCCAAUUUAUUUUGGCAAACAAUGACAUAAGCUACGUUGAUGAUUCAGCCUUCUUUGGCUCGAAGAUAGCCAAACUCUCCUUGAAGGAUAAUCGAAAGCUCACAGAUAUGCAUCCAAAUGCCUUCAAUGGCAUUAUAGAUAUAGCUGAACUCGAUCUCUCCAGCACCUCGCUUGUUGGCCUGCCUUCAGUGGGUCUUCAGACCAUCGAAGCUUUGUACAUAAUGAACACUCACACCCUUAAGACCAUUCCUUCUAUAUACAACUUCAGGAAUCUACAGCGUGCCUAUCUCACGCACUCCUUCCACUGCUGCGCCUUCCAGUUCCCAUCCCGGCACGAUCCCCGGCGACAUGCCCAGCGGAUGCUGGAGAUUGAGAAAUGGCGGGAGCAGUGCAACAAAGGCAGCCGCAAGGAGAGGUCCCUUCUGGAUAACUUUGAAGCUCAGCCGGAGGAUUUUGGAAGUUUCGGUAGCACCGAACCUUCGGUGACAGAGAUAACCCCCUAUCCCUACGCUUCCGUUGAUUAUAUGGCCGAUUCCACCAAUCUGGGCUACUUUCAUGAACAGAUCACCAUUAAUCCAGAUGAUGACCAGUCAGCUGAGUUUUGUGGCAACUUUACAUUCAGAAAACCAAAUAUUGAAUGUUAUCCCAUGCCCAAUGAUUUGAAUCCCUGCGAAGACGUCAUGGGUUACCAAUGGCUACGCAUUUCCGUGUGGAUAGUAGUUGCUCUGGCUGUGGUGGGCAACGUGGCAGUGUUGACAGUCAUUCUAUCGAUAAGACCCGAGUCGACGCCAGUACCUCGCUUUCUCAUGUGCCAUUUGGCCUUUGCUGACCUUUGCCUGGGCGUGUAUCUGCUGCUGGUGGCCUCCAUCGAUGCACAUUCCAUGGGGGAGUACUUCAACUAUGCCUACGACUGGCAAUACGGUCUGGGGUGCAAAGCUGCUGGAUUCCUCACUGUGUUUGCAAGUCAUCUGUCGGUAUUCACGCUGACUGUGAUUACCAUCGAACGCUGGCUGGCGAUUACGCAGGCCAUGUAUCUAAACCAUCGUAUUAAGUUGCGACAGGCGGCGCUCAUCAUGCUUGGGGGCUGGCUUUACUCCAUGUUCAUGUCCUCGCUGCCGCUUUUUGGUAUCAGCAAUUAUUCCUCGACCAGCAUCUGCUUGCCGAUGGAGAACCGAGACGCAUUCGACACCAUGUAUCUGAUUGCCAUUCUGGGCUGCAAUGGGGUGGCCUUUUCCAUCAUAGCUGUGUGCUAUGCCCAGAUUUAUCUCUCGCUCGGCCGGGAGACGCGUCAGGCACGUCAGAACAAUCCGGGCGAGCUGAGUGUGGCCAAGAAGAUGGCGCUUUUGGUAUUUACCAACUUUGCCUGCUGGUCUCCCAUUGCAUUCUUUGGACUCACCGCCCUGGCUGGCUUUCCCUUGAUAAACGUGACAAAGUCCAAAAUAUUACUUGUAUUCUUUUAUCCGUUGAACUCGUGUGCGGAUCCCUACUUGUAUGCCAUACUGACGUCCCAGUAUCGCCAGGACUUGUUUACCUUGUUGUCGAAAAUUGGUCUGUGCCGGCAAAAUGCUUUGAAUUACAAGCACAGCUCCUCGGCUCAGGCCACCACCCGCUUCACCAUCCAUCGGCACAGCUCCCUCACCUGCAAGAUGCAGACAGGCAUAAGCGUCGAGGCGCAGAAAAUGCUGAAGAAUGGCGAGGACUAUGUUUAAGAACGGAAGCUUGGGUAUUCCAAAUACACCUCCUUCCUCCCUGUUGUGAUAUAUACUUGUGUAUACUAUUGGCGUACGCUCUCUCUUUCCAUCCCCUUCUUACGUUAACUGUUCCAGUAUUGUUAGCAUCCCUAAUUGAUGAUAUUUUAAUGAUAUAUGUAAGUUUGUUAGUCAUUUUGUGUUAUUUAUAUCUAAGGAGAGUUAAGAACUAUAAUUCUUUGAUUGCAAAUCGGUAAUAUCUACAAAUUCGUGUAGUUAAGCAAACUAUAAAUGUCAAGCCUGCAAAUAAUACCUAUAUUUCUCAGAUUUCAAAUCUAGAGUCCAGUUUGUAAAUGUUUAGAUGUGAGAUAAAUGUAUAAGUGCCCAGUAUUCGGUAUAUGAUAUUGAUGGAU